UGGCUGGACCAGCACCGGCCUCACUAUGCCAUUUUCAAUUUUCAGAGUCUAUUGACUGUAAUCUUGCUGCUUAUAUGUAUGUGUGCUUAUGUCCAAUCCCUGGCACCCAGCGUCCUGGACAGAAAUAAAACUGGACUAUUUGGAAUAUUUUGGAAGUGUGCCCGAAUUGGCGAACGCAAGAGUCCUUAUGUCGCCAUAUGCUGUAUAAUGAUGGCCUUCAGCAUUCUCUUCAUACAGUAGCUUUGGAAACUACCAGCAUGUGAUUGCCAUCAGACUGCACACAGGACUUGCCUCCAGAAAAUAACGGGGAGAAUGGUUACGCCUCUUGUCUCUGAACAUGGAAUGAGAUAGAUUUCGAGAUGCUGUUCUCUCUUUUUAUGCUAUUGGACCAACGAACUGUAUGAAUAAUCAAGAUGUAACGGAAAUACACAGGAACGUGAUUGUAGCCAUCGACCUCGGUUCUCUCACUCCAGUAUUACGCUCUACAAACGUCAUCCUGUUAUGCCAGGACUGCUUUUCCUAAGGUUCUCCAGGCACUAAAGUAGAAACCCAGUGAUCAGUUCCACAGGCUUGCUUCUUUGACUAGGGCUUCAAAAUAACGUCUUCACAGAGUGAUACCUUCUAGCGACUGGCCUAUUUUUAUUGAGAAAAGAAAAUGGAUCUAUUUUUGUUGUUACCGUUCUUAGGAAUUGCAUUCAUAUUUAAACCCUUUUGAUUGCUAA
Molecule: messenger RNA, 722 nt
Organism: Rattus rattus (black rat)
Lineage: Eukaryota; Metazoa; Chordata; Mammalia; Rodentia; Muridae
Product: protein kish-A-like
Exons: 1
Biological process (GO): protein secretion; intracellular transport
Source: RefSeq, a predicted model, not a curated record